Lytechinus variegatus (green sea urchin) is the source of this 4742-nucleotide messenger RNA. RefSeq names its product phosphorylase b kinase regulatory subunit alpha, liver isoform-like. The record is from RefSeq and is a predicted model, not a curated record. Gene Ontology annotation, cellular component: phosphorylase kinase complex. Gene Ontology annotation, biological process: glycogen metabolic process. The transcript is spliced from 26 exons. Gene Ontology annotation, molecular function: calmodulin binding. NCBI's taxonomy places the organism in Eukaryota, Metazoa, Echinodermata, Echinoidea, Temnopleuroida, Toxopneustidae. The coding region runs from base 137 to 4168 and encodes 1343 amino acids.
UGGAAGUGCAAGCAAGUUUAAGUAUGGCGAAAAUGUAAACACUGUGCGCUGAAAUCAAAUGCGAUACUACCAAAGAAACAAAUAUCCAUGAGUCACAGACGCAGUGAAAUCGUAACAUAAUUGUAAAAUAUCCAGUAUGAGGAGCAGAAGUAAUUCAGGAGUUCGACUAGAUUACUACUAUCGUCUUGUUUCAGAGACAAUUCUAGCAUAUCAGAAUCCUAUAUCUGGUUUAUUACAAGCCACAGCAGACCAGAAACAUGCCUGGGUUAGAGAUAAUGUAUAUAGUAUCAUCUCUGUUUGGGGGUUGGCCUUGGCAUAUCGCAAGCAAGCUGACCUGGACGAAGAUAGGGCUAAAGCAUAUGAGCUUGAACAGCAAGUAGUGAAGCUAAUGAGAGGUCUGCUGACUAGUAUGAUGAAGCAAGUCGAGAAGGUGGAAUCAUUCAAACUAACCCAAAGCCCUGGUGAUUCCUUACACGCCAAGUACGACAGUGAGACCGGUGAGACAUGUGUCAAAGAUGGAGAGUGGGGUCAUCUUCAGAUUGAUGCUACAUCCCUCUACCUGCUGCUUUUAUCUCAGAUGACUGUCUCUGGUCUUCAGAUAGUCUUUACAUUAGAUGAAGUAGCAUUUAUCCAGAACCUUGUCUUUUAUAUUGAGGAUGCUUACAUGAUAGCGGACUAUGGCGUUUGGGAGAGAGGUGAUAAGACUAAUCAUGGUCAACCUGAAUUGAACUCAACUUCUAUAGGAAUGGCAAAGGGUGCUAUGGAGGCCAUCAAUGAUUUAGAUUUAUUUGGAGCUAGAGGUGGAAGGAAAUCAGUCAUUCAUGUUCACUCUGAUAAGAUAGCUCAAUGUCAGGCGAUCCUACACUCAAUGCUGCCGAGAGAGUCAAGUUCAAAGGAGAUAGAUGCAGGGUUGCUGAGCGUGAUUGGUUACCCUGCCUUUGCAGUGGACGAUGAGUCUAUUAUUAAUAUUACCAGACAACAGAUUCUUGAUAAGCUCCAAGGAAGGUAUGGAUGCAAAAGAUUCUUGAGAGAUGGACACAAGACAAUAAAGGAGGACCCUAAUAGACUAUAUUAUGAGCCCGCAGAGCUGAAGAUCUUUGAGAACAUUGAAUGUGAAUGGCCUUUGUUCUGGACCUACUUUGUCUUGGAUGGAAUCUUUAGAGGCUGUAAAGAACAGGUGGAUGAAUACAGUGAAGCUCUGGAAGAACUCAUUCAAAGGAACUCUCAUGGUACCAAGGUUAUACCAGAGCUUUUCUAUGUUCCUGCUGACAAGGUUGAGCUAGAGUAUAAGAACCCAAACAGUCAGGACCGUUUGCCCGGUGGUAAGAUGCCUCACCUGUGGGGUCAGUCUCUGUAUAUCUUAGGCUGUCUCCUCAGAGAAGGCUUCAUAGCACCGGGUGAGAUAGACCCUCUCAACAGACGACUCUCUACAGAACCUAAACCGGAUCUGGUCAUCCAAGUGGUAUUAUUAGCAGAAGAUGAAUAUAUUCAAGAGAAGUUAAAAGAACAUGGGAUACAGAUCAAGACGGUAGCAGAGGUUGCUCCUAUCAAAAUACGCCCAGCGAGGGCGAUGUGCAAUAUAACAAGACUUAUGGGUCACAAUGACAAGCUUGGCUUAUCUGGGAAUGUGAAGAAAGAAGUGGGCAUUCUCAGUACCAGUAAACUCUACUCGAUCCAUGAAAAGAUCAUAGCAUUUCUACCACAGUUCAUGGAUCAUCAUCAGUUCUACCUCGCCCUUGACAAUGACCUUCUAGCUAGUAUCUGUAUGAAUGACAUGUCAUAUCUUAGAUAUAACUGGAGAGAGCUUGGUAGACCAACCAUGUGUAUUGAGGUCAGACACAGCAUGAUGGAAGAUGAUGACAUUCAGAGGGCCAUGCUCAAUAUCUUUCACAAGUUUCAUUCAGGAUAUGUGAAUGGUGUUCAGGUUCAGAUGAGGAAUAUAUCAGACAUCAUCAACACGUCAUGUAUUGAGAAGCUUAGCUAUCUAGAAGGAUUCUCUAUGUCAGGUUCUGAACUAGCCCAGUUCUUGGAGCCAUCAAGCUACUCUUCUGUCCCCGAGCCAAGCUUACGAGGCAUCAAACAGCUAUCAACGGACUCCACCACUUACCACCACCAUCAACACCGCAACCAGCUACAACAUCUUCAUAACUUGCAACAAGAACAAUUCCAACUGUCCUCUGAUGAUGAAGAAGGUGGGAUCCAUCUUGUGACGUCUACACCGGUAGAGAUGCGUAGAUCACCGUCGGGUACGAUGCUUGAGAAGGGAACAGGAGAUCAUCGAAGAUCGUCCUUGAAUGUCCAUGGAAUCAUCCAAAGAACUAGAUCUAUCUAUAUUGAAGAAAGUUCAGCGAAUCCAGAUACACGGCCGCUCAUGCACCUAUUGAAUCGCAAAGCCUCCAUUAGUUUUAACAUGCCCUCCAUACGACAUGUGGAGUCCCCUAUGCAUACGCACAUCAGGGAACAGCCAGUGCAGCAAGGGGAUCAUCAUCAUCCUCAUCACCACCAUCAUCAUCACCAUCAAGCUACUCCUCUUCCUCCUCAUCGUAAGCUUACACGUGAAGGCAGUUUGGAGUCUUACAAGACACCAUACACUCCGUCCUUGUUACAUCAAGAUGAUACUGACUCACAUGACACAGUAUUGGAACAGUCUGGUAAGGAAAUUCCUCUCUCCUCGUCUCCUGGUAAAUUUCAUCUCCGUCCUGAUGCUGAUGGGUCGUUUGGUUCUCCUAUGAAGAGGACGCCCUCUUGGUUUGAAUACAAAGAGUUGGAGGAGAUAUAUAAAGGCCAAGAAGCAGCUCAGUUAGUCCAACAGCUCCAGGAGUCAGACUCACUUCAUGAACAAGCCGAUAUCGUUCACUACCUCUAUGAGUCAAAGGGUCUUGAUUGGGAUACUAAGAUCAAUGGUAAACCAGGAGUUACCGUUAAAACAUUGAUGGAGGAACUUUAUUACAAGAGUGCCCAUCAUAAGACAUGGUCAGUGGUUCGUCACACAGCUGGUAUCCUACGUAAGAGAGUAGAGCACCUUGCUAAGUCUGUAACUGAUCUGUUGGUAAGACAGAAGCAGGUGUCUGUAGGAUUACCCCCUGAACCCCGGGAGAAGAUCAUCUAUGCACCCUUACCACCGGAGGAAUUAGAAACAUUCAUCUAUGGAGCUUGUGGAGAGGAUCGUAGCUCAGCCGUUCUCACACAGGAAUUAUUAAUCUACCUCUCUAUGUUCAUCUGUACCGAGCCAAACCUCUUCACUGAGAUGCUGAGAUUGAGGGUGGGGCUUAUCAUUCAGGUCAUGACCUCUGAACUUGCUAGAGCUAUGGAAUGUGAAGUAAAUGAAGCCUAUGAGCAGCUUGUGACAUUAAGUCCUUUUGAAAUUAAAGAUCUCCUUCAUCACAUCCUGAGCAGUAGAGAAUUCAUGGUUAAUACAACAUCUCAUCGUUCAGGUACUAUGGAACGUCAGUUGUCCAUUGUGAGUUCAAGGUCAAUCAAGUUCCAUGGAAUGUCCUACCUCAAGGGUCAGAUAUCCACUAGUUCCUCAGACAAGCCAUUUUCAACUGUUAGUGGAGACUUAAUGGAGGAGCAGCUAACAGAGCGACAAGGUCAGUGGUUGAGAAGACGAAGAUUAGAUGGCGCCCUCAAUAGAGCACCUCCGGACUUCUACUACAAAGUUUGGAAGAUCUUAGAAAAGUGUCAAGGUUUACGAAUCGUGAGUCACUUCUUAUCACAGCAUUUAACCCGUGAGAUGACCCCUCAUGAAUUCAAGUUUGCUCUCAGAGUUGAAGAGGUUCUUAACAGGAUACCUGAGCAGGAGUACCGUCAGCUGAUGGUGGAGUGUUUGAUGGUAAUCUCUCUGGUUGUUGAGAAUGAAUGGAUACAUAACUUAGGUGGAGUAAUAGCAACAGAUAGACUAGUAGCUGAGGCCAAUGAACUCUUCCUACAAGAUCAGGUGACCCAUGAUGGAGAUGCUACACUAUGCUGUGCGACCCCUGAUCGAAGAGGACCUUCUCCCCUUCCAUUAUCAUGUGGUGGUAUAGCUGGUAUCUGUCUUCAUUUCUAUGAUACCGCCCCCAUUGGUCGCUAUGGGACCAUGACAUACCUCGCUCGUGCUAUUGCCAAGCAGCUGAACUUGACGCAGCAUUUUGGUGCGGACGCCAAAGUGGAAUGCAAAGUUAGCUGAUUAUUUUUUUCAAAGAGAGUGAGAUGAGGGAGAAGGAUUUAGGAAAUGAAAGCUGUUAAUUCUUGUUAUUGUUCAUAUAGCUGGGGUUGUAUUAUUAUAAGAAAUAUUAUUUAUUCUUAUUGCUUGUUACUUGCUGCCAUUUUGUACUGUACACAUCUAACUAUAAAGGUGCUAAUAUCAAAUGAGAUACGAUGAAUCAAUCUAUGAUUGAUUUCAUUCUAAUGAAAUAUUGAAGAAUGAAAUACUUGUCUUUUUGUUUAAAUUUUUCAAUAAGGUGUUGGGAAGUGUAUAGACAUAUGAAAUUAUAUCAUCUCAAAUGAUGUUCCAUAAAUUCAGUUGAAUGAAAGGCCCAAAACUUUUCUCAUUCGUAUAGUCUCCGUUACACGUAAAAAAAUACAUUUCUUAAGGAGGAGUUCACCCUGGCAACAUGUUGAUUUUAAUAGAAGCAGAAAAUAUAGAGAAAAUAUUGGUAUAGGUAUGAUAAAAAUCCUACAAAGAAUGAAAGAGUUAUGUGAAUUUUUUAGUUUUUUUAUUUAGUGGCAUCACAGAUAAGCAGCUCCUCUGUCCAUCGUUU